AUGUCUGCUCAAGAUGGCAACGGCAACGAUGUCGCGGACCUCUCCGACCAUAUGAAGAUCGAUGACGACCGCCUCGGCCCCGACGGCGAGAUCAUCCCCAAGACCGACGAAGAAUAUGCGCAGACCCAGCUGACGUUGCGCGCGAUCGUUUCGUCAAAGGAAGCCGGUGUUAUCAUCGGCAAGGCCGGCAAGAAUGUCGCAGACCUUCGCGACGAGACCGGUGUCAAGGCCGGUGUCAGCAAAGUCGUUCAGGGUGUGCACGACCGCGUCCUGACCAUCACUGGCGGCUGCGAGGCCAUCGCAAAGGCCUACUCCAUUGUGGCAGCUGCCCUUCUCGAAGGUGUUCCGACCAUGGGCAUGGGUGGUGUCGUCCAAGGAAACGGUACUCAUCCCAUCAAACUACUUAUCUCUCACAAUCAGAUGGGCACCAUCAUCGGCCGUGGCGGCCUGAAGAUCAAGCACAUCCAGGAUGCUUCCGGCGUUCGCAUGGUUGCCCAAAAGGACAUGCUCCCCCAAUCGACGGAGCGCAUUGUCGAGAUUCAAGGCACCCCCGACGGUAUCCGCAGCGCCAUCUGGGAAAUCUGCAAGUGCCUCGUCGAUGAUUGGCAACGCGGUACGGGCACCGUUCUGUACAACCCUGCUGUUCGCACCCAAAGCGGCAGCGCCCCGACCGUUUCGUCUGCUCCGUCUUCGAGCUUCAACUCUGCGCCGCGCGGUGAUUACGGCAACUCGUCCCGUGUGACGCGCACAGGAAAUGGCGCUGAUUUCAGCAACGGUGGCGCUCCUCGUUCGAACAACCGCCGGUCUGACUCGGACGCUGCUGCCCGUGGCCCCCCCACGCAGGAUGAGCAUGGAGCUGAGCUCCAGACGCAGAACAUCAGCAUCCCCGCUGACAUGGUGGGCUGCAUUAUUGGACGUGCGGGUACUAAGAUCAGCGAGAUUCGCAAGACUUCUGGUGCACGGAUCUCCAUUGCAAAGGCACCUCACGAUGAGACUGGUGAGAGAAUGUUCACCAUCAUGGGAACCUCCAAGGCGAAUGAAACGGCACUUUUCCUCCUGUACGAAAACCUCGAGGCCGAGAAGAUGCGCAGAAGCCAGGCUGUGCAGUCUCCUGAGUAA
Molecule: messenger RNA, 1119 nt
Organism: Sporothrix brasiliensis 5110
Lineage: Eukaryota; Fungi; Ascomycota; Sordariomycetes; Ophiostomatales; Ophiostomataceae
Product: KH domain RNA-binding protein
Exons: 3
Coding region: 1-1119 (372 amino acids)
Biological process (GO): 3'-UTR-mediated mRNA stabilization
Cellular component (GO): nucleus; cytoplasm
Molecular function (GO): mRNA 3'-UTR AU-rich region binding
Source: RefSeq, a predicted model, not a curated record